CUUGAUGCAUAGUUUUUAUGUAGAUAUUUUUUUAUUUUAAGAAAAUACAUUAGGCUUUGUUUUACACUUUUUUUCUCUAUAGCGGAAAAAGAUCAAGAAGUUUUUUAUUUCGAAUACGUAAUGUGUGCUAUUAAAUAAAAUGCAUGUUAGGAAACGAAGCAUGUUUGUUUUCUUUUCCUAUGGGUUAGCCAUUAGUAUGCGCUGUGUGUAAAGAAAUUCUUUUUUUAGAAAGAACAGCUGAUAUAAACAAUUUUUUUGUGUGAAAAUGUUUUAUUAGAUAAGUUUUUAGAAUGGAGGAAUCGGAGUUGACCAGGAAAGCUAUUAAUGAAAUAUUAAAGGAUAUGAAUGUGUGUAAAAAGAAUGAGAUUAGCGUAACGGAGCGUAAGGUUAAACCUAAUAAGCGCUUUUUGGGUAGAACUUUAAAUUCCAUGAUCACGCACAAUAAAAGAGAAAGUGAUCGUACACAAAGGCAAUGCCAACGUAAAUUGCUUGAGCUCGAAGCGAAGCGUCGAAAAAUUCUUUGUGGAGAAAGUUACAGAAGUAAGACCAGAGAUGCACAUGAGGUCCUCAGCAAUAGCUGUGACGAAAAGCGACAACAACGAAAAAAGAAACAUAAGAAAAAGAGAAAAAAGAGACGUAAACGAUAUAGUUCUUCAGCAAGUACAAGUGAUAGCGAAGCUAAAGAAGAGAAAUUUUUAAAGCAAAAAUAUCAGAGUGUAAAUGAUCGCUCGGAGUACUACAAUGGAGAGAUAAAAGGCGAGCAAAACAUCGAUGGAUAUUAUGUCAGUCCUAAUUUUACCUACGCCACUUUGGCGUUCAAUCACCAUAUGAAUCGUUUGUGGAUACAUCAACAACUGGUAAAUGAGCAACUACUUGCAAAAAAAAAGCUGGUUGACAAUUCCGCUCCUAAUCUUCUUAUUGAUAUAACUUUAAGUUCUAGCUCAGAUACAAGUUUAAAUGUUAGUAUAAACUCAUCUUCUGCUGAAGAAGAUGAAAACGGUAUUAUAACAUUUUAUUUGUCGUCUGACGAAGAGAGUUUUAGUGAAAAAUUAAAGGACAUUGCUAAGAUGAAAAACGAAAAUAAACAAACAUACUUAUCGCUGAACUCUAAAACGUCGGUUCAAGCUACAGAGACACGGAUAAAUAGUGAUGUUAUGGUUUUAAGCAGUUCUUCAUCUAGCUCCUCAGGAUCAGAGAACGAAGGCGAAAUUAGGAAAACGGGCGAAGCCCCAGAAAAUCCAAAAUACAUUCAAAAUAAUUUUAACGCUUUAAUUGUCGAUUUAACACAAGAAUAAAUUGUACAAAAAAGGAGAAACUGGUAAUAAACAUAUAUUUUCUUUUGUUUAAAUCGAAAAAUAGCUGGCAUUUUCACAGUUGAAGUACAGUUCGCGUGAAUCGAAGAAUGAACUAAUUCUAACGUCGAGUGCGAGUAAUCAAGCGACUAUUAUUUACUAUAAUCAUUUCAUAUUAUUUUCUUUCAUCUUCAAAUUCAUUAUGGAAUUAAUAAUUUCG
Glossina fuscipes is the source of this 1512-nucleotide messenger RNA. RefSeq lists its product as uncharacterized. The coding region runs from base 291 to 1295 and encodes 334 amino acids. NCBI's taxonomy places the organism in Eukaryota, Metazoa, Arthropoda, Insecta, Diptera, Glossinidae. The transcript has 2 exons. The record is from RefSeq and is a predicted model, not a curated record.